CUGCAAGUUUUUCAUUGCACCUGGGUACACAGGUACUUGUGCAUAUGACAAUAAAUUCAACUUUCACUGUAUAACGCAAUGUCUUGCAUAAUGUUUAAAAAAGUUUAUGAGUUGUGAUGCACAAUAUAUGUUGCUGAAAUUUAUGACCAUCGCUAUGGUAGGAACGAAAGUUGCCGGCGCGUCCUGUCAGCUGCGGAGGGAUUGUUGUUGCCGCCGGACCAGGAUGGCGGCGGCCUCGGAGGGUCCCCCGCCGCCUAAUGUUUUCUAUUUUCGGGACGUGAAGGCGGUGGCGGACCCGAUAGCGGAGCCGGGGGAGGCCGGAGUAGGUCAGGUGCCGGUGGUGGUGGACAACGGGUCCUUCCAGUGCCGGGCGGGCUGGGCCGGGGAGCCGGCGCCGCGGCUCCAGUUCAAGAACGUGGCGGCGCGGGGCCGCGGCGCCUCCCGCAGCGACACUCAGGUCGGCAACGACAUCAGCAACCUGGAGGUGGUCCGCUGGCUGCUCAAGACCCAGUUCGACAGGAACGUGGUGGUCAACUUCGACAUCCAGGAGCAGGUCUUCGACCACAUCUUUCAGCACCUGGGCAUCGCCUCCGAGUGUUGUGUGGACCAUCCAGUGGUUUUAACAGAAGCUCCGUGUAAUCCACUGUACUCCCGACAGUUGAUGUCCGAGCUCCUUUUCGAAUGCUAUCAUGUUCCCAAAGUAUCGUAUGGAAUCGACGAUCUUUACAGCUUUUGGUGGAACAAUAAACAGCACACCACUGGAUUGAUUGUUUCCUCUGGAUAUCAUUGCUCUCACAUUCUGCCGGUGCUGAAUGGCAGGCUGGAUGCCUGUAACAGUAAAAGGAUUAAUCUGGGUGGAAGCCAGGCAGCAUCGUAUAUGCAGCGUCUGCUGCAGCUUAAGUACCCUGGACAUUUACCAGCUAUCACACUCAGUAGAAUGGAAGAAAUUCUCCAUGAACACUGUUACAUUGCAGGCGACUAUAUGGAAGAACUUAGCCUGUGGAAGCUCCCAGACUUCUAUGAGAAAAAUAUUCACAGGAUACAGCUGCCUUUUAACAACAAACUUCUGGCUAGCACCUUGACGGUGGAGGAGAAGAUGGAACGGAGGCAACAGCAGAUUCGCAGGCUGCAGGAGCUCAACGCUCGACGUAGGGAAGAAAAGCUACAGCUUGACCAGGAGAGGCUUGAGAGACUGCUCAGCAUCCAGGAGCUACUAGAAGAAGGUAUGAUGGACCGAUUUAAGCGUGCACUGUUGGAAAUGAACAUGGAUUCUGCAGAGGAACUGCAGUCGUAUAUUAACAAGCUCAGCCUGGUCAUUGAGCAGACCAAGCAAAAGAUCCUGCAGGCAGAAGUGAACGUGGAGGUGGAUGUUGUUGACACAAAGCCAGAUGUUUCUGAUCUGGAUCAGGUAUUGAACUGUGACCAGUCAAUGGAUGACUUGGAAGGAGUAAAUGAUCUGGACCAACUUUUCCCUGAAUAUCAGAGUGAUUUUGGGAAACAAACCAAUGUAGUUCAGCCAGUCGGACAGAUGUUCAACCUAGCAGAAUACCAUCAGCUGCAUCUGGGCAGCGAGCGAAUCAGAGUUCCUGAAAUUCUUUUCCAGCCAUCUCUGAUAGGCGAGGAACAAUCUGGGAUAGCGGAAACCUUGCAGUAUGUUCUGGAUAGAUAUUCCAAGAAGGAGCAAGAUGAACUUGUACAAAAUGUGUUCCUUACUGGUGGAAACAUUCUAUACCCUGGGAUGAAGACGCGGAUGGAGAGGGAGCUUCUUGCCAUGAGGCCGUUCCAGUCUUCGUUCCAGGUGGUCAUUGCUUCCAAUCCUGUUUUGGAUGCCUGGUUUGGCGCUCGUGAUUGGGCUAUGGAGCACAAGGAUCAAGCUGAAGGUUGGAUAACACUGGCUGACUAUGAAGAGAAGGGAGGAGAGUAUUUGAGUGAACAUGCUGCUUCUAAUAUUUACGUGCCGAUGAGCCUUACAAAACCAGCUUAAUUGCACUGGCAAGCUAAAACAUUUGGAGAAAUGCAGUUAUUGACCUGGCUUUUGCAUAAAAUGAAAGAAAUCGAUUUUGAAUUGAAGCCAACUUGACAAGUUAAAGACACAGUUCUUGGUAUUGCUUUUAUAUGAAAGACAUUUAAUUUGAAUUGUAAAGACUCAAUUUGAACUGCAUUACAGAGUAAUUUUUUCUGAAAUUAUAUUAUCCUUUUUCAGGUUAUGCAUUACCAGUACAUCAAUAUCUAUGCGAUGUUGUGUCUCAGGAUUAAGUGCUGAGAGGGGAUGUAGCUUGAAAGUGAUAAGAAAAAUGAAGCAUUCCUUUUUCCCUAUAUCCCUUCCCACAUCAUGCAACUUGCCUCUGUUGCCAUUUGUCACUGUGGAUAAAAGUCCAGGUGCAUGUGCACUUAGGGUGUCCCUCAGACUACGGUCUGGGGUGAUGCUCUUCCCCAGUGUUGUGAUUCAUAAAGCAUGUUGAGUUCCUUGCAAAAAUUAUGAUUUUGUUCAAUGAUAGCAUUGAUUAUGUCUCUCUUCCUUUUGCACAGAGGGGCUUGGUUUGGAAGGUCCAUGAUGUAUGUAACAUGGUUCCAAUUUAUUUGGAAAAUGGAACAAAUAGAGCUUCAUAACCAAACAUCAAACCAAAAGGCAUACUUUCACUUUUGCUGAAGAGUUGGACCUUGUGAAGUGCUAACACAGUUAUAAAAAGAUGUGCUCAACAACCUCUCAAACAGCAGUGCGGUGAUAAGUAAUAGCCAACUAAUCCAGUUUAAAGAUUUUGAUUACCAGAACAUGAGGGAUAACUCCCAUGUCCUUCAAAACAGUGCCUUUGGAUCAUUAACAUUCACAACAGAGAAGAGAGCACCUUUCAAUGUCUCAAAGCUCAGAAAUAGACAGGAGGUCCAGCCAAGACUUCUGUGCUCAAAUCUCUGGAGUAGGUCUUGAAACUCUCAGCCUUCUAAACCGAGAAUGCUACCAACUGAGCCACAAGGUAAUUUUUCUGUUGGCACAUCAAAUCUCUUCCAUUCAUCGAAAGAUGAAAAAGUGUAAAAAUACGAAAGAAGCAAGAACAAAAGAAACAUAUGGUAGAAUAAUUCAAGCCCCCAAGGGGAAAAGCUUGAGAAGCCUGACUUUUAUGUCAGAAUUAUUGGCAAUCUUGCAGGCUGAGUACAUUUGAAAUCCAAGUUCUUGUCAUAAUAAAUACAUCAAAAAGUACAAGGCUUUGGCUGGAGAGUGAAAUAAGAGAAUAGAAGUGGCUCUUAGGAGUGAAUACUGUCAAUUUGCAAAGCAUGUACCUCUGCUGGUACAGACUGAACAUAGUUAGAAGCUCAUCUGCAAAGUAUUCGGAAUGCAGAACACACUUAUUAGUUUCAGCUUUGCUUCAGUAGCACUCUUGCCUCUCAAAUCCUAAGUUUGGAUACUCAAGUCUCACUCUACAGACAUGGACCCAAAAUCUGGGCUGAUAUUCCUGUGGGAAGUGCUGUGCUGUUGGAGGAGUCUUGGAGGGUGAGACGUUGAUCUGAGGCCUCACUGGCUCUCUCAUGGGAAGUGGCACGAUUUUGAAGAAUAACGGGCUUAACCCUGGUAUCUAGGAUGAUAUUUAUUCUGCAGUCAGCAUUUGAAAAGCAGAGUUUCUGAUCAAUGCCUCAUUGCUGUUUGUGGGAGCUUACUGUGCACACAUUGAUCACUAUGUUUCCUAUAGUCUAGCAUUGACAAUUCUUAAAGUACUUCAUUGGCAGUAAUCAUUCUGCAAGUGCAAAUCACUCCACUAGGCCCCAAAAUGAAUGUAUUUGAAGGCCCAGGGAGCUCUCAAUACCUCACCAGCACUGUACAUAGAACGGUACAGCACAGGAACAGGCCCUUUGGCCCACGAUGUCUGUGCUGAGCACAAUGUCAAAUUAAACUAAUCCUUUCUGCCUGUACAUGAUCCAUAUCCCUCCAUUCCCUUCAUAUUCAUGUGCCUGUCUAAAAGCCUCUUAAACACCUCUAUCGUAUCUGCUUCCACUCCCACCCCCGGCACUGUGUUCCAGGGACCUACCACUCUCUGUGUGGGGGAGAAAUAAUGCCCUGCACAUCCCCCUUUAAGUUUUCCCUAUCUCAAGCUAUGCCCUCUAGUUUUCAAUAUUUCUACCAUGGGAAAAGAUUCUGGCUGUCCACCCUAUCGAUCUUAUAAACUACUAUCAGGUCUCCCCUCAGCUUUCAACACUCUAGAGUGAACAAUCCAAGUUUGUCCAACCUCUCCAUGUAGCUUAUAGUACUGUAGAGGAUUAGAUUGAACAGUAUAAAGCUCAUUAAAUUUUUCCAUUGCUUGGUUUUAGUGUUUUGCAUAUGGUUAAAAUCUAUUGUACACAGAUGUUUCAAGCUCUAAACCAAAUUUCCGCUAGCCUUUGGACCACAGAUUUGGGUUGUCCCCUAUUUGUGUGUUUACCUGCAAGACAUGUACAGGAAAUGCCAGGCCAAUGUCACUUUACUGUCUUUUCAUUUUAUACAUGUAUGAAAACAAUUGUCAAAAUUGCUAAUUUUCCACCUGAGCAAUCAAUUGAUUAAAAUUGUCUCAAAUAACCAAAAAAAUUGCAGGCCUUGGGGAUUCACACCCAGGGUAGUCCGCAAUGCACAGUGUUCAAAAAGUAAAAAAAAGAUAGUGGAGGUCUGAAAUAAAAACAAAAAAUGAUGGAAACACUCAGCAGAUCGGGGACAUCUGUGGUGAGAGAUAAGAGAGUUGGUAGGAGGUCAGUAUCCUUUCAUCAGAACUAUGUUGUGUUAGAAAACAAGCAUAUUUUAAUUUGGAGAGAACAAAGAACGUCUGUGAUAAGGUAGGAGAGCAAGAGUGACUGUGAUGCAAAUAGAAGUGGUGAAUGUUAGUUGUAGGUAACCUGUAGGAAAUAUAAAUAGGAGUUCUUUGAGGAUGUAACUAAUAAAACAGAGAAGGGGAACCAGUGGAUGUGGUGUAUUGGAUUUUCAGAAGGCUUUUGAUAAAGUCCCACACAGGAAGUCAGAGCAAAUUGGGAGUAAAACACAGGUGAGGUAUAUUUCUUGAAAGAAAAUUCAGCAGUUAGCUGAAAACCCCUUGCUUUGCCCUGUCUGGUUCCCAUUUGUUUUAGGCAGUAACAGCUAUGUAAUCAUUUAGUGACACAAGGUAACUGAUACUCUUCAAUGCAGUUAACGUCUAUUCCAGUCAGUGGAAAACAUUCCAUGAAAUAGGUGGUGGUUUUGCAGAUUACGUAACUUGGGAUGAAAAAAUACAAAUCAGUUUAAGUUAUUCAGAAAGGAAGAACCUCAGAGCAGAUUCCAGCUUCCCCUGUGAGUCAUCUGGGUUAAGGUAACAACCAGCUGUAAGUACAGACACAGCUUGUUUCAGCUGGUGCAGUAAUAUGGCCUGCUCCAUAUGGUCGUACUGAUGCUUGAGUAUUGAUGGGAAAACAAAAUUUGCCAAGUUUCUUACCCUUUGAUCCUAAUGAUUUAUCCUAGCUGAUAAUGGAUAAGAUCACACUCUGGUGAACGACUUCCCUUCCACCUCUCCUGACAAUAGAAAGACUUGUCCUGAAAUACUGCCUUUCACUUCGUUCUCAGGGUGACUAAGGAUUCUUAAAACCAGUUUGCCAGGAAUAACCCUCCUCCUCUGAGUCACUGGGAUCUUUCACGCUAUAGAUUGAUGGAGGUUCAAUCCUGAAGAAGUCAUCUGCACUGUUCCAGAAGUACUUCCAGGGUAUGACAGUUCCUGCUGUUGUGGCUCACGUGAACAGGCGGCUUUCACCUAGCACCUGUGGAAGGCAGGGAGGUUUUGAGGAACAGAUUGGGAGUGUCAAGCACAUCAGGAUGAUAUGUAGACUGGGAGAGAAAGAAAAGAAGGUUGAAAAGCAGAUUAUAAAACUCCUUGCCAUCAUUGCCCUACUGAGAAUACAAUCUAUGAAUUUUAAAUGCAAAAUGAUAGGCUCCCUUUUACCCUGCAAAUAACUAUUUCAUUAUUUAUUGGUCAUAAUCAUGAGAUGGAAAAUGCUAAACGUUUACUCAGCACUGGAAAGAGAUCUGUCAUUCACGUUGUGCAUGGAGCUGUUCUAUCACAAUAUCAAAGCUGUCUUUCUGUAUUUUGUUUUCUCCAAGUCAAUAACCUCGCUCAGCCCUUCUCUCUGCUUUAAUUUGUCCUCUUUCUGCCUCUAUCACAGGAAAUAACAAUUUUUGGUUUGUUAGUAGCGAUGAGAUAAAACAGCUGGAAUUCCCCAUAAGAUUUUGACUCUUGAGUUCAGUCCUGGUCUUUGAUGGACAGCCAAUAAUUGAUGGUUUUCAUUUUACUGAUGUUCUGAAAAAUCCAUCUAUACAUAUGUUUUUUGUAAAGAUUAUGAUCUUCUAUUUUCUUAACCAACUGUGCUUCACGGCACUCAACUGUUUCUUAGUCAAUCCAUCUAUAAUAGCCGUAAGACUCAUCACUUCAGACUUAAUGUGAAACUGUAAGAACAAUGAAAGGUUUUGAGGUUCUUCUGUUGUCUGGGCAUCGGGCUACAAUCUUGUCCUCUCAUUUUGUCUACUUCACAUAACAAAUUCCAUUUAUUUAGUGCCUUUAACAUGGCUUAAAUACCUCCAAAGGAUUUAACAGCAAUGUUAGCAAACAAAAAUUGAAGCUAAGCGACGUAUUAAGCCAGGCAUCAGGGGUACGGGUUGAGGACGGUCUUAAAGUUGUAAGGACAAUGCAGAGAAAUUUAGGGAGGGAAUCUAGAUCUUUAGGGCCUUGGGAACUAAAGGGAUAUAAAGUCACAAAUAAUCGAGAAGGCACAGUUGGGAGGUGCAGAUAUUUUUCAGUGUUGUACAGCUGAAGAAUAUUAGAGAGAUAGGGAGUCACACCACUAUGUGGCACAACGAGUAGAACCACUGCCUCGCAGAGUCAAAGACCCGGGUUCAAUCCUGACCCCGGGUGCUGUCUAUGAGUUGAGUUUCCACAUUCUCCCUGUGACAAUGUGGGUUUUGUCCCACAUCUCUCAGACGUGUGGGUUGAUAGGUUAAUUGACCACUGUUAAUUGCCCUUAGGGUGUAGGUGAGUGGUAGGGUCUGGGGGGAGUUGGUGAGAAUGUAGGAAGAAGGAAAAAUGGGAUUAAUACAGGAUUAGUGUAAAUGGAUUAGUACAACUCAAUGGGGUGAAGGACCUGUUUCUGUUCUGUAUCUCUCUAUGACUAUAACCAUCUCUUAUAGUUUGUAAAAAUUAUCAUCUCCUGAAUUCACAUACAUUUUUAGCAUGCAGGAGGGUUUUAAACUCAAAUAGUUACGGCUAUUUGAUUUAGUUCAUAUUCUCUUGUAACUUUUCUAGCUAUUGUGGCUGGAAAUAAAGGUCUUGGUCCAUCACCUCACAUUUAUAUUUAAAUAACAUGAGCAAUUGCCACAAAUCCCUUGCAAUGAUUCAUUUAAGCUUGUCACCUUUAUUAAAUCUUAUUUCAUGUUCAUGAAAUUUAAUAUGUUGCAAUAUAAUUAAAUCUAUGUUAGUUAUGUAGAUAAUGUUAUAAAUACUUAGUAGGGCAGGCAGCGUUUUGGAAAAGCAAAAUAGGUUAAUUUUUCAGUUCAUACUUCUGACAGGAGGAAGUGAGAGCUGUAGCAGUUUUUAUGCAAGUACUAAGGAAGAGAAAGGGAGAAGGAAGAAUGACUGAGAAGGUUCAGACUGUGGAUAUGUAUUUUUAAGGAGAUCCUUCCAAUCUUUGCAGCACAGAAACAGAUUAUCAGGCAGUUCUAUAGUCAUGGCUAUGUACCAGACAAGGCUUCUACUUCAUUGAACUCCACCAACAUAUUCUUCAUUCUGUUCUCUAGCAUCCCCUUAAAUCAAUUCUGUGCUCUCUGCCUUUGCAAUUUGUGGUAGUAAGUUGUAACUGAGCUCUCAGAGUAAAAGGGUUUCUCCUGAAUCACCUAUUGUAAAUUGUCCUUACUGCAAGCAGGCUGCAGCAGAAUCAAGGGCUAGUUGUUGGGUACACAAGAGAGAAUAGGCUACAGGGAAAUAUGUUCAGGGAUAGGACUGAUGGGAAUGCUCCUGGAACCAGCAUAGACUCAAUGGGCCCAAAGGCCUUCUUCUCUGUCAUAAGAAAAUAUGAGGAAUGUGAAACUGUUAUGCUUUGGGUAUGAUGAGUUACCAGGGUAUGAAUGGGUGACUAUUACCUACUGUCAAUACCCCAUCAAAUCGGUAUUGGAGUAUAAAGAUAUUUAAUAUGGGGGGAAAGAAAAAGCAGCUUUAACUACAGUUACCACAGGAGGGUUGUUAGGGUUGAGCCACCUUGCCAAAUAAUCUAAAUUUAAUUCUAAGAUAAGAUAUCUUUAUUAGUCACAUGUACAUUGAAACACACCGUGAAAUGCAUCUUUUG
Pristis pectinata (smalltooth sawfish) is the source of this 8313-nucleotide messenger RNA. It is a transcript of the gene actr5, whose product is annotated as actin related protein 5. The record is from RefSeq and is a predicted model, not a curated record. Lineage: Eukaryota; Metazoa; Chordata; Chondrichthyes; Rhinopristiformes; Pristidae. The transcript has 9 exons. Gene Ontology annotation, biological process: regulation of DNA-templated transcription. The coding region runs from base 107 to 1984 and encodes 625 amino acids. Gene Ontology annotation, cellular component: Ino80 complex; cytoplasm.